CGUCCUGCCCGGCCUUCCGCCUCUCCGCACGCCGCCGUCCUGCCCGGCUUCCCGCUCCUCCGUACGCCGCCAUCUUGCCCUGCCCUGGCCCCGCCGUACGCCACACGGGUGUCGCCAUCUUGCUCUGCGUCCGCCCCAUCGGGCGCCGCCAUCUUGCCUUGUUGGCGGGCGGGGUUUGCCGUGAACUGGCGAGUAGCGACCCCGCAGGUGCGGGGUUUCGCCGCUACCUGCCGGGCAGGGUAGCGGGUCCGCGAUGCGUGCGGGCGGGGAAGCGCCGCACCAGGUGCUGGGCCGCCUGCGGUUCCUGCUGCAGUGCAGCGAGUGCUUCCGCCGCGCCCGGGAGCUGCCCGCCGCGCUCUGCUACGUGCCGCGGGAGGUGCAGUACAAGAUCUGCAAGGACCCUGCCGCCGCUGCCGCCCCCGCCGCCGCCCGCAGCCUGCUCAGCGUGUGGGACAGCCCAGGGCCGGCGCGGGGCGGCAAGCGGGCGGCGCGGGCCACCAUCGAGGUGCGGAAGGGCGGCUGCCUCCGUGCCACCGGCGAGGAGUACUGCAACGGUGCCGGGCUCUGGGUUAAGCUCAGCAAGGAGCAGCUGGAAGAGUACCGGAGCAGCUGUGAGCUAGAGGAGGGUUGGGUGCUGGUGUGCAAACACGCCGACGGCGGGGACCGGCUAGUGCCAGUGGACUCCACGGAACGGAUACAGCGGCAGCAGCAGCUUUUUGGGGUGGACUACAAACCCGUCAUCAGAUGGGAGCAGGUGGUGGAUCUGACAUACUCACUGCGCCUCGGAGCAAAACCUAAGCCCAUGGAACAGGACGAGGCUGCAGUAGAGAAGCUUCGAUAUGUGCCCCCAACAUGGACUUAUGAAUGUGAUGAAGACCUAGUGCAUUUCCUGUAUGAUCACAUUGGGAAGGAGGAUGAGAACUUGGGCAGUGUCAAGCAGUACGUGGACAGCAUUGAUGUCUCAUCUUACACGGAGGACUUCAAUGUGUCAUGCUUGACCGACAGCCAUGCUGACACGUACUGGGAAAGUGAUGGGUCCCAGGGCCAGCACUGGGUGCGGCUCAACAUGAAGAAAGGCACCAUUGUCAAGAAACUUCUGCUGACAGUGGAUACUACCGAUGAAAACUUCAUGCCCAAGCGAGUUGCUGUGUAUGGAGGCGAGGGGGACAAUCUGAAGAAAUUGAAUGAUGUCGGCAUUGAUGAGAGCUACAUUGGGGAUGUGUGUGUCCUUGAGGAUAUGACAACACAUCUGCCUGUCAUUGAGAUCCGGAUUGUGGAGUGCAGAGAUGAUGGAAUCGAUGUUCGCCUUCGAGGCAUCAAAAUCAAAUCCUCUCGACAGAGGGACUUGGGGCUGAGCGCCGACAUGUUCCAGCUGCCCAAUCUAGUGCGCUACCCUCGCCUUGAAGGGACAGAUCCCGACCUGCUGUACCGACGGGCCGUGCUCAUUCAAAGGUUCAUCAAACUCCUGGACAGUGUCCUGCAUCACUUGGUUCCAGCCUGGGACCACACUGUUGGCACGUUCAGCAAACUCAAGCAUAUCAAGCAGUUCUUGCUGCUGUCCAAGAGGCGCACAGCUCUCAUUACCCAGUGUCUGAAGGACUCGGAGACCAGCAAGCCCAAUUUCAUGCCACGGCUCUAUAUUAAUCGACGCCUGGCUAUGGAGCACAGAGACAAUCCCGCCCUGGACCCCAGCUGCAAGAAUGCUGUCUUCACCCAGGUGUAUGAAGGCUUGAAACCUUCAGACAGAUUUGAAAAGCCUCUAGACUAUAGGUGGCCGUUGCGUUAUGACCAGUGGUGGGAGUGCAAAUUCAUUGCAGAGGGCAUCAUUGACCAAGGUGGCGGUUUCCGAGACAGCCUGGCAGACAUGUCGGAGGAGCUGUGUCCCAGCUCGGCAGACACCCCUGUGCCUCUUCCCUUCUUUGUGCGCACAUCUAACCAGGGUAAUGGCACUGGAGAAGCCAGGGACAUGUACGUACCCAACCCCUCCUGCAGAGACUUUGCAAAGUACGAGUGGAUUGGGCAGAUCAUGGGAGCAGCUCUGAGGGGCAAGGAGUUUCUGGUCCUGGCUCUUCCUGGCUUCGUAUGGAAGCAAUUAACAGGGGAGGAAGUCAGCUGGAGCAAAGAUUUCCCUGCUGUGGACUCUGUGCUGGUGAAGCUCCUGGAGGUGAUGGAAGUCAUGGACAAAGACACCUUUGAGUUUAAAUUUGGGAAUGAACUGACCUACACAACUGUGCUGAGUGACCAGCGCAUGGUGGAGCUGAUCCCCAAUGGCAGCAGCACUGUGGUGCGCUAUGAGGACCGCAAGGAAUUCAUCCGCCUGGUGCAGAAGGCUCGUUUGGAGGAAAGCAAGGAGCAGAUCAUGGCCAUGCAGGCUGGGCUGCUAAAGGUGGUGCCUCAAGCUGUUCUUGAUCUCCUCACCUGGCAGGAGCUGGAAAAAAAAGUCUGUGGAGACCCUGAAGUCACAGUUGAUGCCCUCAAGAAGCUCACCCGGUUUGAGGACUUUGAGCCAUUGGACACCCGUGUUCAGUACUUUUGGGAAGCACUCAACAACUUCACCAAUGAGGAUCGCAGCCGCUUCCUCAGAUUUGUCACUGGCAGAAGCCGCCUUCCAGCACGGAUCUACAUCUAUCCAGACAAGAUGGGCUCUGAGACAACAGAUGCUUUGCCAGAGUCGUCUACCUGCUCCAGCACACUCUUCUUGCCCAACUACGCCACAGCCAAGGUAUGUGAAGAGAAGUUGCGCUACGCUGCCUAUAACUGCGUGGCCAUUGAUACAGAUAUGAGUCCGUGGGAAGAGUGAUGUUGCAGCCUGGCCACACAGCAUGGACAAUGGUUUGACAAAACCGCACAGUGGGAAGAGCUCCCUUGAUUCCCAGGAUGUGUAUAUAAAAUAAACAUGAAGGUGUGAAGCCUGGCUCCCAGCAGUGGUAACCAGCACCUUUUUUGCACAUGGAGAUUUGGGUCUUCAACAGGGUGGGAGCUGUCUUGAAGUGUAAAUGUAGUUGCAGUAACGAAACCCUGCCCCAGCCCUCACAAAUCUGGUAGACUUUUACAAUUCAUUUCUUCUCUAUGUGUCCCUGUUGCAACUCCACAACUCUCAUCCCUCUCAGGCUGUGUUCUGCUCCAAACAGAGGCAGGGUAGAGCGAUAAAGCUGUAUGGCACAGGACAGAAAUAUGUGAGCUGUUACUGAGCCCACAGAGAUGCUCAGUGUAUCCUAGCUUUAGUGUUCUGACCACGUUCCCUUGACUUGUUUCUGCUUUUAUCUGAGAUCAGUGGAAAUGAGGUUAUUCAUCUGGGUGUAAGGAGAAAUGAAGCAGGAUGGUAGCAGGUGCUGCAGGGGUGCCUCUGGCCAGCAGGUGUCAAGACAGACCUGCACAGCAGGACUGCAGGUGCUGUCAGGAAAGUUCCCCCAUGAUUUUACGUUGCAUCAAGUCCCAGUACCUGUGACCAUCAGUGGUUCCGCUGCACUCUUCACUCAGCAGUGACUGCUGAGGGGAGCUACUCCCCUACAGGAGGUGGGAAUUGUUUGCUUCCCAUCUGCUCUGUAGCUUCCAGUUCUUCAUCCAGCAUGCUGGUGGCCUAGCCUGUUCUCCCCGUCUCUUUAAGUCAGUGUGAUGCAUUUCCAUGCUGGUGGCUGAGUCACUUCCUAUGGUGUCUGUUUCAAAUAGGCAUGAGCAAACUAGUGAAAGGACUUUGAUCUGCUGGCUUAGCCUUUGUUAGGAAUGUUGGUGAAUGAGUCUUCAGCAUCAAGCUGGGAUUUGAAAUGAGACAUUUGGGUGAAAUUGAUCCUGCAUUUUCCAAUCUUGACCAUUUCUCUCUAGGGAAGGCUGGCAGGAGGUCAUGUUAUUUAUUGAGCAGAACUGAAAGCAGCAAGAAAAAUGUGCGUGUGUCCAUGUGCUUUGUUGUCUGGCAGGAAAUGUUGAUUGGUGAGUGGCUCAGGGCCAGAUGGAUAAAAUUGACCUAGUCUUUGGUGGAAGGAUUUGCCGAUGUCACCUAUCACUAGGAGGCAGCUGAGACCACUUGGGGUAACCAGCUGGGAAGAAAUGGUCACCUCUGGUGGAGACAUUUCCAGCAGGUAACCUCUGUCUCCCCUGGCCUCAGUGGCAGCAACUGCAGAUGUCAGAGGGUAACUGAGCUAAUUAUGGAGGUACCCAGAGCAGCUCAGGUUUCUCACUGAGUGAUAAGGUGUACAGACAGCUCUGUUUUCACUUGUCCAUGUACAUAGUCCCAGCCCUCCAUGAGGGAGAGCUGAUAUGCAGGAGGAUGCUGAGAGCACAGCCUGACUGAAGUAGUGGGAUCCUUCCCUAAAAGCAUCAUGGCAUCUCCACCUUUGGAAAUGCUCAAGACUUGUCUUAGAGCCCUGGGCAUUCUGGUCUUCACUUCCAGUCUUGUCCCGCUGGCUUCAGGUCUAAGUCUAACCUAGUCAACCUCCACUUGAUGACUAUAGAGUUAUUGAUUUUAGCUUUUCCUGCAUUUCUCCACUCUUCCAGCAAGAUCUUUUAGCCCCUAAUUCUCUUACACCUCAGGGUUUUAUUUCCUGACACUGAGAAAAGUGCCACCCAAGGGCUUGCUGGAGCUCUGCUGUGAGUGCUGGAGCUCUGGAGAAAGGAUCUAGUCAGUAAUGAGAAUUUCUGUUUAAAAAAUACUUGAAGUAUCAGGACUGUGGCCCUAGCAGGAAAGGAGCUCAUCCAGGAUGGUCCAGGUUUAACCUCUACAAAUAUAUUGAGAAAAACAUUGUUUUAUCAUAUGGACCAUUGUUUCACUGUGCAUUUUGUGUUAUGGCCAUAUAUACAUGUUGCAGAAUGGCAGCAGCUGCCAGGGUAUAGAGACCUGUGAAAGCCCCUUCCACUUGCAAGAAGAGCCCAUCACUGUAGCAAGGUCUCAGUUGAGAUCAUUUAGUGCAUGGUCAGGGGAUGGCAUCAAACAUGGCUUCUGACAAGGAUGCCAAGGUAACCCACAGGUCACACUGUUGGACUUGCUGGGAAAAGGAGCUGUUAAACCACCUGGGUCUCGUCUGUGUGAUUCUCUUGUCUUGUCUGUAGUGUGUUAAAGCCAAUUGCACACUGAGUGUUCUGCCCAGCGAAUUGCGGAAAAGGUCAGCCUGGCUCAGCUCUGGUCUCAGGGGCCCAAAGUAGGUGUUAUUUCGGUGCUGGGUCACAUUUCCUCACUGAUCUUUCAAGCUGUGGGUAGGAGCGGUUUCCUACCGUGUUUGACCUAAGUCAAGUGCCCCAACCUCCUACUGUGCCUUCAUGGGCACCAGGAACCAGAAGUUGUGUGUCCCUGAUCUAUCACCUGGUCUCAAGUCAUUCAAGAUUUAUUUUUCAAUCCAGUGCCAUCCUGAGGAAGGGGUUAGUGCCUUUUGUGCUGCUGAAAUGAGAAGGCAUCUGUGUGACAGAUGCAGCUUUACAGAGUGGGUAGGAAUGAGCUUUGAGGAGGGACUACAUGCUCCUCUCCUGACUUCAGCUUGCUGAAUUGUCCUAGAACAGCUUCAGGUGAUUAAUAACACAUGUUAGUCUAGCUGUUCUUGUUAUUCUGCUAAUACCCUGGAGUAGGACAAGCUAUAGUUUGACAGGAUCUGUCUAUCCUUACCUUCUCUACGAUCUAAAAUAAAGUGAACAAACUCA
This is a messenger RNA of Pogoniulus pusillus (Red-fronted tinkerbird), 5625 nucleotides long. RefSeq names its product E3 ubiquitin-protein ligase HECTD3-like. Gene Ontology annotation, molecular function: ubiquitin-protein transferase activity. The transcript has 21 exons. NCBI's taxonomy places the organism in Eukaryota, Metazoa, Chordata, Aves, Piciformes, Lybiidae. The record is from RefSeq and is a predicted model, not a curated record. Bases 254 to 2800 code for a protein of 848 amino acids. Gene Ontology annotation, biological process: proteasome-mediated ubiquitin-dependent protein catabolic process.